This is a messenger RNA of Mya arenaria, 4510 nucleotides long. RefSeq names its product heat shock 70 kDa protein 12A-like. The transcript is spliced from 11 exons. Gene Ontology annotation, molecular function: ATP binding; ATP-dependent protein folding chaperone. The coding region runs from base 22 to 2160 and encodes 712 amino acids. The record is from RefSeq and is a predicted model, not a curated record. NCBI's taxonomy places the organism in Eukaryota, Metazoa, Mollusca, Bivalvia, Myida, Myidae.
CGGAUCAAUGACGAAGGAAAUAUGAAGAAGGCAAUAAAGAAAACAUUCAGCAGUAUAGGUAGUCGUCCGAAGGCACGGGAGACCCCCAAAGAUGAGUCUGCAGAAGUAUUCGUUCAGAAGUACCAACAUGAGCAGACUAAGAUUAUUGAGACAAGUUGCAAAGACUUUUUAAAAGAGAUAAAAGCGAUUGGAAAAAUCACAUUUGAACAUGGUGAUGGAAAAAACAACACGUUACUGAUUGAAUGUAGUCCGGCGAACAGAUCGAAGAUUGAACCAUUAAUCAACGUUUUGGAUAAGCAGAUAAGUACUCGUCUGGGAAAAGGAUUUUUAGUCAACGGCGACAGCAUUGUGAAUAGCUCGGGCGAAGUUGUGUACCAGCGUAUACAUUUGCAUCAUGUCCCAGAGAGUGAAGAGAGAUUUUCAGCUUUGACUGAUAAACGCAAGGAACGGUUACUUGUCGCUGCAGUAGAUUUGGGAACAGCUUACUCCGGAUGGGCCUUCCAGUUUUACCACGAAUUCCAAAAAGACCCAACAAAAGUAUAUUCGAAAAAUUGGAAUAGUGGCCAGCAUGUAUCUGCAAAAGCACCAACUUGUGUCCUGAUAAAACCUGAUGGAAAAUCGCUCGGGGCCUUUGGAUAUGAUGCGGAGACCGAGUACACAGCACUUGCUGAACAAAACAAGCACAAUGCAUGGUACUUCUUCAGGCGAUUUAAAAUGAAACUUUACAACCAGAAACUUAGUCGAAACAUGACUUUAACGGACGAAGGGGGUAAGCAGUUACCAGCAAUCACCGUAUUUUCUCUUGCGAUCAGAUAUCUUAAAGAGGACGCAAUGAAUGAAUCAGGAAGACAACUAGCUGGAGGUCUGAAUCCGGAUGAUGUUCAUUGGGUAUUGACAGUUCCUGCAAUAUGGGAUGACGAGGCAAAACAGUUCAUGCGAGAAGCUGCUGAGCGUGCAGAUAUCUGCUCAAAGAACUUGACACUAGCCUUGGAGUCAGAAGCAGCAGCUAUCUGGUGUCGUUUUCUACCGGUUAAAAAGUGUGGGGAUGGGAAAUCUCUGAAAACAUUCAAGACCGGCACAAAAUAUCUUGUCGUAGAUGCUGGAGGUGGUACAGUUGACAUCGCUGUUCAGACGGUGUUGGAAAAUGAUAUGAUAGAGAACAUCCAUAUCCCGGGUGGCGGGGACUGCGGAGGGACAAAAGUAGAUGAAGCGUACAUUCAGUUUUUAACAGACAUUGUGGGUCAGGAAACCAUGCACAAGUUCAAAAACACCUUUAUGGACGAUUAUAUCUUUUUGACCCGAGCGUUUGAAGAAAAAAAAAGGUUUACUGACCAAUCAAGUCGUAACCCAGUUGUUUUCCGGAUAUCUGCCUGCCUGCCGGAUUUAGCUGAAAAAUGUACAGGAAAGAAAUUUGAUGACCUCAUUAAAGAGUCAAAGUAUUGUGGGCAAGUAAAACGCUCUGGGGAUAAAUUACAAACUGAUUUUGACAUCGUGACAAAUAUGUUUGCACCUCAAAUUGAUUUGAUAGUUGACCACAUUUCAAAACUGGUAGAAAGAGAAAUUGCAAAAAUAGAGGCCAUUCUCUUAGUUGGAGGAUUUUCAAAUUGCCUCAUGCUCCAGAACGCUGUAAAGGACAGAUUUGGUGACAGUAAAACAAUCACCGUGAACGAUUCUGAUUUAGCCGUUAUGAAAGGAGCUGUAAUUUUUGGACAUAGACCAGAACUGAUUACUCAGCGUAUAAGCAAGUAUACGUACGGAGUAAAAUGCAAUGUGCCAUUUGAUGGCAAAAUCCACCCGCCAUCUCGGAAAGUGUUAGGUAAACGAGGAAUAUACGAGUGCAGAAUCUGCUUUGACAUACAUAUAUCAGCAGGGCAAUCUAUUGUGGCUGGGGAAGUUCAACAUAAAAAGACGUACAAAGCGAAUACGGAAAAACAAACAACCAUGGAACUAGAAAUUUACCGAACUCUUUCAUCAAAGCCAGUGCUUGUUACCGACGAGGGUUGUCAUGUAGCGGGAAGGCUCGAUCUGCCCUUGGCUGGUCGUGGCCUUAAUCGAGAGGUAGAAGUGCAGAUGAUUUACGGAGGGACUGAGAUUCAAGUUGAAGCCAAGGAAAUGGCCACUGGGAAGGUGCAUAAGUGCAGUAUCGACUUUCUUAACUGAACCAGUGAACAGUUAACCUGCAUGCUAUUUGCAAAGGGUGUUGUCUAAACAGGGCUUUACAUUUCUUAACAGUGGACCUAUGGUACCAAUAAAAGCACAGAAACACGUCUGGACAUGAAUUGACAAUGGUAUACAUGUAUACUACAAUCUAUUAAUGUGCUGUAUUUGGUAUUUGAAGAUUCUUUCGUGCCAACAAAUUCGUUGCAAAACAAAUCCUCAUUCUGUUACGCAUGCAUGACGUAUAUAGGUUUUACUUCGACAUUUAUGAUAAACAUAAACAUAUUUAUUAACUUACUGUGAGUAUUUAAACAUAAUUAUGUAUGUCACUUGUAUAUACUUUUACUAUAGGACUAUUUAAAUAUCACCUUGUUGUUUUCGCAAUGUGGCGUGUUUCCCAUGGUUUCAUGUUAUCAGAUUCUUUUCCCCAUAUUUUCUGUGUUUACCCAAAAUGUGUAUAUAUACUAAAAGAUGCACUCUUACUCCCAGAUAAGAUUUACCACAAUUAAUUAUAUUGCUUUAAUAUUCCAAAAAGGAUGAAUACAUCUCAAAAACAAUGGGCCUUAUGAAGGAUACAGAGAUUUAUUUGAGAGAAAUGAGCAUAAAACAUUGUAAUUCUACCUUAUGAGACUAUAGUAGACCACAGUUAAUCUUUUAGCAUUCACCAAUCAUUUAAUAUUUUUGCUAUUUCUGCUAUUAAAUACACGGUUAUAAUAUUGUUAUCAGUAUAGUCGAAACCCGUUGGCUCGAAUUCCUCGUUGGCUCGAACUGGAUCUUAAGGACCGAUUAAGAACCGAUUCCUAUAUACUGAAUGUAAAUAUUCCCGCUUGGCUCGACAUUUCCGAGACUCGAGGCUAUUUAGACGGUCCCUAGCUCUUCUAGUCAACGGGGUUCGACUGUAAUUAAUAUUUUCCAUAAAUGCCUUAUUUAGUAAGUAGUUAAAGGUUUAUCAGUCAAAAUUGAUGUUUGUUAUACAUGGGUAUGUAUUGAUUUUGAAUAAGAGUGUCACUUUAACCUUGUAUCAUUUAUAUCGCAAUACCAACUCAACGAUUCAUUUUUCAUGAUGAUGUGUUAAAUUAUAUUAUAAAAUAGUUAUCACAUGUGGCUGUGGUUGUUUUUAACAGAAACUAUGUAUUUUCUUUGCAUAUAUUGUUAUUAAUACAUGUUGUUUUAGUUCCCCUAUAUUGUGUUUAAGUAGCAAAUGUGAGUAUUGUAUUCACACUUGACUCUUUUUAUAGCGCAUGCAAUGCCAUAACUACAUUUUUCUGCGAAAACGGAAUAAUGGUGUGGCUUGAUAACGUUUUGACUAUGACAAUGCUUUACCACAUGACCAAUGCCUACUACAAACUAGGAAAUGUACAGGUAGACAUCUUAGACCGAAUUUUCUGAUCUUUAUUUAACCGAGGGGUGGGGGCGUAGGAUCUGGAAGUUUUAAAUAAGGGGUUACGAUCUGGAUAUUCAAUUAACAUUUUUAUACAGAGGUAGGUACUGAUAUUGUCAUGACAGUGGCCUGCAGUGAUUUCGAUGAUUGCCUGUAGGUAGGGAUUUACCCAAUUAUUAGAGCAAACAUGUCCUUGUACAUUACUGUACAUAGUUUAUAUUCUUGAAAGAACUAACCAAGUAUGAAGUAUGUGCUGAAAAUGACGUCAGAAUGCCUCUUUCUCUUUACAUGUCCAGUGUAUGACGAUUUGUGAGUCAUUCGGAACACCUCGGCCAUUUUUAUCGAAAACAACCUCGUAUGUAUGCCGGUAAGUCAGUUUAAGUACAUGUAUUUCGUAUUUUUUUUAAUUAUAUCAUUAAUUAAAUGUAGUGUUUUAGAGUUGUAUUUAUUGAUCUAAGUUUACAUUGAUUGCCAGUGAAGUGUAUUAUUGCAAAAAUAAUAAAGAUUCCAAAGAGUUAAGUUACAAAGUUUAACUGCUAAAUAAAAUUACUACGCGGUCUAGUUGCAGCGGACUUAAACGUACCGCUUUAUACGUCCAAAUUAUCCGAGAUUGUUUUCGAUAAAAAAUGGCCGAGGAGUUCCGUAUGUUUGAGGGUGUUAUAUAUACCCAGUAAUUACCAUGUGAGCUCUUGUUUGCAUAAAAUGCACAUGUUAGUAUCUUCUAGGAAUGAAACAGUAAUACAGAGGAUCUUUACUUAGUACGUUGCAUUUAGAAGACGGCAUACUUGAUGUCCAUGCAAACCUAUAAUGAGCCAAUACCAGUAUAUGAAAUAAUCAUAUUUACGUAUGUUAGAUUUAAAAAAUGUGCUGUACAUAUGUAUAUAAUUGUGCAGAUGUUAUUCUUUGCUUCAAAACACUGUAUUGUGAUCAUAAUAGACAUAUAAUAAUUAAUGUGCCAUUGGUUGGAGGCCU